This is a messenger RNA of Hemiscyllium ocellatum (epaulette shark), 3266 nucleotides long. RefSeq names its product zinc finger protein 850-like. Lineage: Eukaryota; Metazoa; Chordata; Chondrichthyes; Orectolobiformes; Hemiscylliidae. The transcript has 2 exons. Gene Ontology annotation, cellular component: nucleus. The record is from RefSeq and is a predicted model, not a curated record. The coding region runs from base 314 to 2701 and encodes 795 amino acids.
UGAUCUGUUCUGAAUUCCUGUCAUGUGCAGGCAGCAAUGACUUUUGUAAUCCCCUUUUCACAGGAUAUGAGAAGAGCAGCUUUGCAGGUAGAGCUCCCCAACUGAGUACCAUGUGAAGGUCUGACAGAGCCCCUUGAUUCGUGGGACAGGAGAGACGUCCCUCUUUCAGUCCAGAAGGGGAAAAUUCUUUGAACGUUUUUGUCUGCUUCAGUAGGCUCUUAAAGUAUCGUCUUUACCUGAACCACAGGGGCACGUGCCUGAGCCAGUUUGCCCACUGUGGGGAAAGGAAGUCUCAGGAGGCAUUCCGCGCGCCAUGGAGAAACCGUGGAAGUGUGGGGAUUGCGGGAAAGGGUUCCGCUCCCCCUCCGUGCUGGAGAUCCACCGCCGUGUCCACACUGGGGAGAGGCCGUUCAGCUGCUCGGUGUGCGGGAAGGGCUUCACCCAGCUGUCUAUCCUGCUGACCCACCAGCAUUUCCACACCGGGGAGCGGUCCUUCACCUGCCCCGUCUGCGGCAAGUUCUUCACCCAGUCGUCCACCCUGCUGACCCACCAGCGGGUCCACACCAGGGAGCGGACCUUCACCUGCUCCGUCUGCGGCAAGGGCUUCACCGACUCCUCCCACCUGCUGACCCACCAGCGGGUCCACACCGGGGAGAGGCCGUUCAGCUGCUCGGUCUGUGGCAAGAGCUUUACCCAGUCGUCCAACCUGCUGCGGCACCAGCGGCUCCACACCGGGGAGCGGCCCUUCACCUGCUCCGUCUGCGGCAAGGGCUUCACCGACUCCUCCCACCUGCUGACCCACCAGCGGGUCCACACCGGGGAGAGUCCGUUCAGCUGCUCGGUCUGCGGCAAGAGCUUUACCCAGUCGUCGAACCUGCUGCAGCACCAGCAGGUCCACACCGGAGAGUGGCCCUUCACCUGCUCCGUCUGCGGCAAGGGCUUCGCCCGCUCGUCCGACCUGCUAACCCACCAGCGGGUCCACACCGGGGAGCGGCCGUUCAGCUGCUCCGUCUGCGGCAAGGGCUUCGCCCGCUCGUCCGACCUGCUAACCCACCAGCGGGUCCACACCAGGGAGCGGCCGUUCAGCUGCUCGGUCUGCGGCAAGAGCUUCACCCGCUCGUCCACCCUGCUGCAGCACCAGCGGCUUCACACCGGGGAGCGGCCCUUCACCUGCUCCGUCUGCGGCAAGAGCUUCUCUCACUUGUCCAACCUGCUGACCCACCAGCGGCUCCACACCAGGGAGCGGCCCUUCACCUGCUCUGUCUGCGGCAAGGGCUUCACCCGCUCGUCCGACCUGCUAACCCACCAGCGGCUCCACACCGGGGAGCGGCCGUUCAGCUGCUCGGUCUGCGGCAAGAGCUUCACCCGCUCGUCCACCCUGCUGCAGCACCAGCGGCUUCACACUGGGGAGCGGCCCUUCACCUGCUCCGUCUGCGGCAAGAGCUUCUCUCGCUCGUCCAACCUGCUGACCCACCGCCGGGUCCACACUAGGGAGCGGCCCUUCACCUGCUCCGUCUGCGGCAAGGGCUUCACCCGCUCGUCCGACCUGCUAACCCACCAGCAGGUCCACACCGGGGAGCGGCCCUUCACCUGCUCCGUCUGCGGCAAGGGCUUCACCCACUCGUCCAACCUGCUGACCCACCAGCAGGUCCACACCAGGGAGCGGCCCUUCACCUGCUCCGUCUGCGGCAAGGGCUUCACCCGCUCGUCCGACCUGCUAACCCACCAGCGGGUCCACACCGGGGAGAGGCCGUUCAGCUGCUCGGUCUGCGGCAAGAGCUUUACCCAGUCGUCCAACCUGCUGCGGCACCAGCGGCUUCACACCGGGGAGCGGCCCUUCACCUGCCCCAAACCAUGGAAGUGUGGUGACUGUGGGAAAGGCUUCCGUGCUCCGUCUGCCCUGGAGAUUCAUCGGCGCAGUCACACCGGAGAGAGGCCAUUCUUCUGCCCUGAGUGCAGGAAGGCCUUCAGCAAUUCCUCCGCCCUGCAGGCCCACCAGCAGGUCCACACAGGGGAGAGGCCAUUCCCCUGCACUGAGUGUGGGAAGAUCUUUAGCAAUUCCUCCAUCCUGCUGAAGCACCGGCGGGUCCACACGGGGGAGAGGCCCUUCAGCUGCCCUGAGUGCGGGAAGGCCUUUACACAGGCGUCCAUCCUGCUGACCCACCGGCGGAUCCACACUGGGGAGAGGCCAUUCUCCUGCCCCGAGUGUGGGAAGGGAUUCAGUCAGGUGGGCAACUUGCGUACGCACCAGAGGGUCCACACCGGGGAGAAGCCCUUCAGCUGCCCCGAAUGUGGGAAGGCCUUCACCUAUUCCUCCGACCUGCUGAAGCAUCAGCGCGUCCACACCAGGGAGAGGCCCUUCAGUUGCCCCGAGUGCGGGAAAGGCUUCAGCGAUUCCUCCGACCUGCUGAAGCACCAGCGGGUCCACACGGGGCAGAAGCCCUUCAGCUGCCCCGAGUGCGGGAAGGCCUUCAGCGAUUCCUCUGCCCUGGUGAAGCAUCGGCGAGUGCACACGGGGGAAAGGCCCUUCGGCUGCCCCGAGUGCGGGAAAAGCUUUGCCCGGUCCUCCAACCUGCUGACCCACCGGUGGAUCCACACGGGGGAGAGGCCCUUCAGUUGCCUCGAAUGCGGGAAAUGCUUCACCCGCUCUUCCCACCUCCGGAGCCACCAGCGAGUUCACAUGCCAUCGCAGGGGGAUUGAAGGAGUGACGGCCGAGUGCCAUUAUUGACUGGACUAUCAACCCAGUUCCAGGGAUUCCGGAUUCAAUUCCCACCGCGACAGAUGGUGGAAUUGGAAUUUGGUCAGAAAUCUGGAGUUCAGAAUCUAACGGUGAAACCAUUUUAGGGGUGUGGGGGUGGAGAAACCCCCAUCUGAUUCACUCAGUCGUCCCAGCUGCAUCCUUUACCCGGUCUGGCCUGUAUGUGACUCCAGGCCCACAGCAGUGUGGCUUAUUCCCCCCGCCCCCCGCCCCCCCAAAAGCCCCUGGCAAAUGGGCGAGGAGAAACUUACUUGGACACAGGGUAUGGGUUGAAAUUGCUGAGUGAGGCAAUACUUCCUCCGGGUUAUGGUUGUAAUGAGGAUCCAAUUACAAAGAGACAAUUUCGUGCUGGCCAAUAUUAAAGAAAGGGGAGGCAGGGGUCUGUGUGCACUUUGAUCUUGAGGUGUUUUGUUUUUUAAAAAUCUGCUUUGCUUUCUCUGCCUUUUUGCUGGAGAGAAUCUGAAGCUGUAACAAAGUUGGGUCACAAUAAAGGGUUACCUGAACUUA